AUGCGGAGUCGCAUACGCACGACAAUGACUGGGGUGGGACUCUACCAACAAUCCCUUCAUGUGCACCGAAAGAGCCGCACGCAGGACGAGUUAAGGAUCGAUGCACUCGCGAGUUCUACUCGGAGGAAAAUAGCGGACGCCGUGCAGCCUCGCCGAAGAGUUUUGCCAUGGUUAGCAUUAAACGAGGUGUUCAUGACUGAAAUUUUAGCGGCGAAAUCGAUCACGUUCGCGAUCCAGGUCAACGAUGAGGAAGAAUUAACGACUCGCUCGUCAGGAAUCGGUUUCUACACAGGCUCGGGUUCGCGAUCCUGGUUCAGGGAGAUGAAUCUCCUGCAGACCGAAACCGUUCAGACAGUCGUCGCUAUGGCGACUGGCAGAGAACUCAGUGGGAAGGAAACUAGCGAAUUGUUGUACAAGUAUCACAGCGGUCUCCUAUUCCCGCCAGAUGAUCCAAAAAUGGCGUACAUGAUAUAUGAAUUUCGCAGUAUGCGCUUCCCAAAGUCGCUCCCGGAAAGGCGAAAGUGUCGCAGCAUCAGAGUGAAGUCGUUCGGCUUUGACGCCGGUCUGAUUCUAGAUGGAUGCGUGUGCAUGCCCUUCAAUGACGGCAGCACCGCGCUCUUCGAGAUCCGGCAAUACGCGCUGAAGAAUAUCGUUCUGCGAUAA
This is a messenger RNA of Ooceraea biroi (clonal raider ant), 663 nucleotides long. Its product is annotated as NAD kinase 2, mitochondrial. Gene Ontology annotation, cellular component: mitochondrion. Gene Ontology annotation, biological process: NAD+ metabolic process. Gene Ontology annotation, molecular function: NAD+ kinase activity. The record is from RefSeq and is a predicted model, not a curated record. Lineage: Eukaryota; Metazoa; Arthropoda; Insecta; Hymenoptera; Formicidae.